UUAUUGUGAAUCUUUUAUCGCCAAACAAUUCAAGGAGCGACAGCGCCUGGAGCAAAGACUAACACUAGCGCAAAAUUUAAUUUUCUAAGGGAAUCGACUCCUAGCUCGAUCCUCCUCGUUUAUAACUCACACCAGCUUGAGAGAGGUGCCAAACAUGCACAAACUAUCUGGAGAGACUGUGCGACUUAUAUCCAGUGCUCAAGUCAUUACAUCUGUCGCCAGUGUUGUGAAAGAGCUCCUUGAAAACUCCCUGGAUGCCCAUGCUGAUAACGUCGAAAUCAAAUUGGAGAACUGUGGCAUAGACAAGGUUGAAGUACGUGACAACGGCGAUGGGAUACAGGCCGACGACGCAGACUUCAUGGGUCGCAGACACUACACUUCCAAACUAUCUAACCACGAUGACCUCGAGGAUCUUAUAACCUAUGGUUUCAGGGGAGAGGCCCUGGGUUCUCUUUGUGCAGUAUCCAAUGUUACCAUAGCAACAAAGACCAAGGAUGAGGAGGUUGGAAGGUGCUAUACUCUAGACCAUGAGGGGAUUGCUUCGUCACCGAAGCCAUCGCAAUGCUGUACAGGCACUACCGUGACAGCCUCGCGUCUCUUUCACAACAUCCCAGUCCGAAAACAGUACUACAGCAAUGCCAAGCGACGGAGAGACGAACUCAAGAAAGUGGAAGACCUCCUCCUCAGCUUUGGAGUGGUUUGUCCCGAGGUGCGCUUCUCUCUCAGCCACAACAAGGCAUCUAUCUGGCAGAAGAAUAAAGUCCCUAACAUCAGGGCCGCCCUCUUGAACAUGCUGGGGUCAAAUGUCAUGAGUCAGCUGAUAAGGGUUGAGAGAAACGAUGAAGAAACACAGGUGAAAAUUGAAGGAUUUUUACCCAAGCCUGGUUCAGAUGACCAGUUAACUACCAGAUCUACCGAUGAUCAUACAUGGAUUGCAGUGAAUGGACGUCCAGUAAUCAUGAAAGAUAUCUCAAAGGUUGUAAAGCAGUACUAUAGCCAGGCUCACCCUAAAGCAGGGAAUGUCCGCCAUGUCAUCAUGUGUCUUGCCGUUUCCAUGCCAACCCAUCUUGUUGAUGUCAACCUGGAGCCAAACAAAACCAAAGUGCUCCUUCAAAAUAAUGAUGCUGUAAUUUGUCUGAUCAUUCAGAUGCUAGAGGAACUGUACAAAGCAACUCCACCAGUAGAACCAACCCUCCCAGGUCAGUCUCAAAACCAGCCACUCUCAGGAGCAUCAGCUCAGACUGCUACUGGUGCAACAUGUGAUGUAGACCUUAAACAGGCUGGUCAAGAGUCUACACUUGCAUCUCGUGAUAUCUCUGAAGGCAUGGACCGUGCAGCACCCACUGCGUUCAAUGAUAGUGAAGGUAUAUCAAUGAUCUGUGACAUCUUAGAAAAUUCAGAUGCAUCCAUGAUCGAUGGACCUUCUCAGAACCUCAUGCAUAGUAAGGGAAUAGACGAUAGCCACAUGAAACCUCAACUUAACAAUAUCUCGAUCUUUGAAGAAGAAGGAGAAAAGAUGUUUGUAAAUUGCUUGCAGAGCACACAAUCCAUACCACCAGAGAGUUCUAGAGCGCAGAUCAGCUUUGUAGAUGUUCCUGAUAGGUCUGAAACAAAUGUGAAUUGUGGCAGAAGCCAGGGAGAUGAUACUGGUGGUGAGAUUCUGAAGGAAGACCAUGUUGCUAUUAGCAACCAGGAAUCACUUGAUGUUGGUGCUGGGAAUGGUGAUGAUGCUCUGUGGAGUAAGGGACAAAGUCUUACUGAGCCAAGUGGGAAGAUUGUCCAACCGUCUGUCCUGCUCAUCCCCGGCAGGCAAGAGCCUGCUGUAAGCGAGUCAAGGAAAGCAACUACCUCUACCGAGUCUUCAUUCCAAGCACCCCUACCCUGCUUGAUCCGACUGCUGCAGGAGCCUAUCAACAGCAGUAUUACAAACACCAGGGUUCCUCAAGCCUCUGGAACAUCACGCCUCUUUACAACAAGUGUAACAAGUGCUGAAAAUCAAAAUACCUCGGCUCUAUAUUCUAGAGGACAGACCUCACCUAGUCGUAGCCCAGGGAAGGUGAUAGAUAAGACUGGUACCAGUUCUUCUGUAGAAGCAUCAUCCUGCGAUAGUCCGGGAAGGAUGAAAAGACCAAUAGAAGAAAGGAGUAGUCCGGGAACUCAGUAUGACUUGGUAGGGAAGGCCCCAGUAAUGAGGCCUCAAGAUGCUUUUGCCUUCUUCUUCAAGGAGAAGAAACCUGAAAUAUUGAGACAGCAUCCUACCUUGGAUUUCAUGUCUAUCAAUAAGAUUCUACAGAGACAAUGGGCUGAGCUCAAUGAGGAGGAGAUGAUCACGUAUGAAGAACAAGAAGCUAGAGAUCUCCAAAGGUAUAAAGAUCAAGUAGUCUGUGCAAAGCAGUCUCUUCCAACCAAGGAUCCUAAAACUGGACUACCAGCUAAGAAGAAGAAAAAGGUUGAAAAGCUCUCCAAUCAAAGCCUGAUAGAUGAAAUGCUAGCCUCCCAACGAGAGAGAAAGCAACAAGAGAAGGUCGCUGAAGAAGAGGAGCAGAGACUGGAAACAAAGAUACCCUUUUCUGUCGGUAAACUAAGGGAAGCAGCUCUGCAAUUUCAAGAAAGGUCCAACAUGGAUGAAUGGAGGUUAGUAGGGUGCCUGCCUGGUCAUGGUAUAUGGACGGCCAUCAAGGGUAGACAGCUCUCAGUGUUUAACCAGUACAAAGCCCAGGAGGUUGUGCUUUAUCACAGACUACUGUCUACUCAUAAGCUCCCUUAUCAGAAGCUACCUGUUCCUAUCGAACUAUCAGCCGGUAUGUUUGGUGACCAGAAGAACUGGUACACACUUCUCGGUAUGAAAAGCCAAGUCAACCCAGUCGACCAAUCAAGACUCUUCAUAGAUGAACGUCUUCUACUGAAUGGAUUUGAAAUUAGGCAGCUGAUCGACCCCGACACAAUGGAUGCAAGACUGGAGGUCGUUUCAAUGUCGAUGAAGAUCGUCCCGUUUUAUGGCUUGGAUGACCUGAUUGAGAUAGUGGAAACCAUAGCAAUGCAGAGAGUUCAGUCAGUGAUGCAUUGCAGGCCGCUCAAGCUUUCUAAUCAUCUCAUGGGAGAAGCUGUUCGCAUGGCCAGGUCACUGCCUAACAUCAUGAGUUCAGAGGAGGUCAGUGACAUCAUAGACAGUGUGGACAGUCUUACCAUGUGGAAGAGUAAACUCUGCUUGCAUGGAAAGAGCUUUAUUAAGGAUAUCUUUACCAUUCCUGAUGUGGAGCCAGAUUAAAAAUGUUACGACACAUCCUCUGCAGACAAUGGCCCUGCGGUUUUUUUCUUACUAAUGUUCUAACAAAUGAUUUUGAGCCAGAGAGGAUACUGAAUGGGCAACGAUAACUCCUUAAAAAUUUGGGUUAUUGACAAUAAUUUUCUCAGCAAUUCAAUGUAAGAAUAUGUAGAAUAAGGUUUAACACCAGAUUUUUUUCUUGACGUGGAGGUGUUGUGGUCUAGUUGAUAUGUCACCAGACUGUAGAUCCCAUGGUUCGUGUUUUGAGUCCCGGACUAAUGUCCUUUGGCAAGACAUUAAUCUACAUUUGCCACACUCAACCAGGUGAUGCAUCAGUAAAUGGGUAUCUGGCAGGAAUUAAUUCCUUGAAACGCUAGAGAGCCAUAAUGACAGCCAUGCUAAAGCAGGUCUAAUAAUUGUGGAGCGCCAGGAGUGUCAGAUCUGACACACAUGAGCAAUAUACAAGAAUCCAUUAUUAUCAUGAAGAACUGAUUUUGAAGAUAUUUUAGCCUUCAAUAUUUUUUUGUAGCUUAUGGUCCCCAUCAUGUACUAUAAUUGUGCCUUUGCACAUAUUGAAUUGUCCCAGAUUUAACAGCAGUAUAGGCUAUUGGGGAGGAUUGUACCAUAAUUAUCUGAAAUUGAUGACUUUUAAAAUCAAAUGGCGUAUCUGAUGAUGAAUUUGAUAUAGUAGCACAGACUAUAUAAUCACUCCAUUAAAAAAAAAAGUGAAAAUUGAUUGAUCAAUCAACAUUCAAUGAAAUAAGACUUUCUUCAUCUUUUUAUGCACUGGUGUUUAGAACAGAAACUGCAUAAAGUAAUAAAGAAAAAGCAUAUAUAGCUGCACUCUCCAAAAUAGAUUUUCUUUAUUGAUCAUUUUGUUCAGGUUUGAAGGGCUUUUCUCUCAACUUAAUAUUAAGCAAAAAAAAAUAACCUUUUUCCACAACUAAUUUCCAGACAUGUAAAUAAUGUUUUGCCAAGAGGAUUUUAAAGUGAUCAUGCUUCAGGAGAUAUAAAAAGAGAUGGAAUACUAAUAAUUUAACAAAGAUGAAGACACGUCAUUGGCUUUGUACAAUACACUUUACUAGUAUAUGAUAAUAGCAGCUGAAAAUAACAUGAAUUGUUGUAACGUUUUGUUCAUUUUGUAGUAUACUUUUAUUUCUAUACAUGUAUUUUAAAUACAAUGAGCCUUAUAAAUUUAGUGAUAAAUUUUACUUUGAAAAUGGAAGAAUGCUGUCAACAGAAAAUGUUCACUUUUUGUUGGAUUAGUUGCUUCAUGAUAAUCCGAUAGUGUACCUCUUUGAUCUCAAUCUCAUUGAUAGAUUAGAUUGUGUAAAAGAUUUGUCAAAUAAAAACAACUACAGUUUUAUUUUUAUAAUACUUGUUUUAUGCAUGAACAAUAUACUUAAGGGUAAAUAAUGAGAAUAAAAGCUCACAAAUGCUUACAAAUUCAUGUGAAUCUGUUGUGCAUUUUUGUCAGCGUACUUGUCAACUUGAA
Molecule: messenger RNA, 4760 nt
Organism: Strongylocentrotus purpuratus (purple sea urchin)
Lineage: Eukaryota; Metazoa; Echinodermata; Echinoidea; Camarodonta; Strongylocentrotidae
Gene: pms1
Product: PMS1 protein homolog 1
Exons: 14
Coding region: 155-3268 (1037 amino acids)
Biological process (GO): mismatch repair
Cellular component (GO): MutLalpha complex
Molecular function (GO): ATP binding; mismatched DNA binding; ATP-dependent DNA damage sensor activity
Source: RefSeq, a predicted model, not a curated record